Volvox carteri f. nagariensis is the source of this 1026-nucleotide messenger RNA. RefSeq lists its product as uncharacterized. Gene Ontology annotation, biological process: response to light stimulus; photosynthesis, light harvesting in photosystem I. Lineage: Eukaryota; Viridiplantae; Chlorophyta; Chlorophyceae; Chlamydomonadales; Volvocaceae. The transcript is spliced from 5 exons. The record is from RefSeq and is a predicted model, not a curated record. Gene Ontology annotation, cellular component: chloroplast thylakoid membrane; plastoglobule; chloroplast envelope. Bases 23 to 790 code for a protein of 255 amino acids.
CGGGACUUUCUCGAGUAGUCAAAUGGCCUUCGCUGUUACCUUCUCCCGCAAGGCUCUGCAGGUGUCCGCCAAGGCCACCGGCAAGAAGGGCACCAGCAAGACCGUUGCCAAGCCCGCCCCUAGCGGUAUUGAGUGGUACGGCCCCAACCGCGCCAAGUGGCUGGGCCCCUACUCCGAGAAUGCCACCCCGGCCUACCUGACCGGCGAGUUCCCCGGCGACUACGGCUGGGACACUGCCGGCCUGUCUGCUGACCCGGAGACGUUCAAGCGCUACCGCGAGCUGGAGCUGAUCCAUGCGCGCUGGGCCAUGCUUGGCGCUCUGGGCUGCGUGACCCCCGAGCUGCUGUCCAAGAACGGCGUGCAGUUCGGUGAGGCUGUGUGGUUCAAGGCCGGCGCUCAGAUCUUCCAGGAGGGCGGCCUGGACUACCUGGGCAACCCGUCGCUGGUGCACGCCCAGAACAUCGUUGCCACCCUGGCAUGCCAGGUCAUCCUUAUGGGCCUGGUUGAGGGCUACCGUGUGAACGGCGGCCCGGCUGGCGAGGGCCUGGACCCGCUGUACCCCGGCGAGUCGUUCGACCCCCUGGGCCUGGCUGACGACCCGGACACCUUCGCCGAGCUCAAGGUCAAGGAGAUCAAGAACGGCCGCCUGGCCAUGUUCUCCAUGUUCGGCUUCUUCGUGCAGGCCAUUGUGACCGGCAAGGGCCCGAUUGAGAACCUGAACGAUCACCUCGCCAACCCGGCCGUCAACAACGCCUUCGCCUUCGCCACCAAGUUCACCCCGAGCGCGUAAAUAUGCAACAUGCAGCUUUGCGACUGCGAUUUUGGCCUGCUGACGCUGGCAUUCGUGGAUUAGCGGAGUGUUAUCCGUGCGAGCGCUAGUUUGAUGUGAGCUGUUUCUGUAACAUUACUUGACUGUGAAGUGCGUUCCGAGCGUCAAAUCUUCCGAUAGUUUAUAACGUUUCAUGUCACACUUCCAACGGAGAACCAGACAAUCUUAAACAAUGUCCUUGGAAACUAAUGCAUCCG